CAAAGGCAGCGCGCGCUCAUUGGCUGCUGCCGUGUGCGCCGUGUUGUCCCCCAGCGCGAGCGGCUCUGCCCCUAUUCACAUGUUAAUAAGCCACUAUAAAUACUAACAACAGCCACUCAGAGCAAGGAGCACGUCUCACUAACAUCGCACAAUAAACACAGGCGCCUACAGCUUUGCUUCCUUUCCGUUUGCCAGCUGCCCCUCGUUGACCGCCCCAAAGGGAUAGGCAGUUUUGGGAGACGAACGCGGACCAUCAUGGCACCCUCGGCUCGCCCCAGCAAGAACCCAGUCGGGACGGACGAGGAAGAAGCAUUUUUCGGAAUCCAGAAGACAGACAGAAAGAUUAGGAAACCAUUAGUGGAAAAGAAGAGGAGAGCUCGCAUCAAUGAGAGUUUGCAAGAGCUGCGUGGUCUGCUGGCGGACACAGACUUUCACGCCAAAAUGGAGAACGCAGAGGUGCUGGAGCUCACAGUGAAAAAGGUUGAGGACAUUUUGAAGAAUAGAAAUCAAGAGUCUGAGAGGAUGAACAGAGAGGCAAGUGAGCGUUUUGCAGCCGGUUACAUCCAGUGCAUGCAUGAAGUCCACAUGUUCGUCUCAAGUUGUCCCGGGAUCGACGCGACGGUAGCGGCCGAACUUCUCAACCACCUUUUGGAGUGUAUGCCCCUCAAUGAAGACCACCUGCAAGAUGUGAUGGACCUCAUAUCUGAUACCCACAACAGCAGCAUCAGUAGCAGUAGUAGCAGUAGUAGCAGCAGUAGCGGUAGUAGUAGUAGCAGUAGCAGUACAUUUGCAAACGGAACAAGUCCAGACUCCCUUUGCUCGCCCAUGCUGGCUUCUCCGGGGGGAAGGAGCGCAGUGUCGGCCUUAUCCCCAGCACCCUCUACUAUCUCCAGUGAAGAUUUGUGCUCCGACCUGGAUGAGACAGACAGCGAGCAUAACCAGAGUUCUACAGAAAGCAUAGGGGGUCGGGAGGGGCAGCCAACAGUCGCUUACCCCUGGUCAAUGUGGAGGCCCUGGUGAAAAGAAUGGAAAAAAAUGGACUAAACCUGGAAGUUGGGAUGCUACUAUGGACUACUAAGACAGCAGUUCACCAAUCAGAUAUAACAUUAUGACCAUUGCACACAAAAUAUAUAGAAAUAUACUGGAUAAGCUAAAUACAUGCAAGGUGUAUUUUGACAACGUCUUCAACCAUUUGACCAUUUUUUAGUAAUUUGACUGUUGAAUUGGACAAGAAACCAUGAAACCUUUUGGAUAGUACUGGCAACUAAAGUCUGGGAAUACCACUCAAGAACUGCAGUUUUGGAGAGGCUUUGAUGCAGUUACCUAGAUUCAAAUUGGACUUUGUCAAACACAGGCUUUGACCAUUUAUGUUUCUGAAAUAUCAACGUCAUAAAACUCAUCCAGAUGCCCAAAGAAAGAAGUAUUCUGUGAUGUUUUGGAACUUUCCACUAUGAACUGCAGCCUGCUAUUCCUGAUAUCUGAAUCCAUGCACUGUUCAACCCCUCAAGACUCCGGAAUAUUUUCAGAUGAAGUAAAAUUCCCACAAUGCAAUGGACUAACACAACCGUUCCACUUUGUAAAAUGACUUUCUUUUGGAUGAAUGGUGGUCUAAAAAUGCUGAAGUGUCUUGUAUUAUAAUUGUGUAUAUAUCAUAAUCUCUGUGUGAUAAAGCUCUUUUAGACAUUAUUUGCCUUUCAUUAUUAUUAAUAUAAAUAUGUCAAUUGUAUUCUGUAUUCUAAGGGUCUGUAGUUGUUCGAACCUGUAGUGUUCUAAAGACUGUUUUAUGUUGUAUUGUUUUUAUUGUUUAGAAAUGUUUUACAGUAUAUUAUGCACCAAUUUUAUAUAAUAAAAUAAUGUAGCUUAAUCUAAAUGCU
Molecule: messenger RNA, 1874 nt
Organism: Periophthalmus magnuspinnatus
Lineage: Eukaryota; Metazoa; Chordata; Actinopteri; Gobiiformes; Gobiidae
Gene: her13
Product: hairy-related 13
Exons: 4
Coding region: 256-1020 (254 amino acids)
Biological process (GO): regulation of neurogenesis; regulation of transcription by RNA polymerase II; anterior/posterior pattern specification
Cellular component (GO): nucleus
Molecular function (GO): RNA polymerase II cis-regulatory region sequence-specific DNA binding; DNA-binding transcription factor activity, RNA polymerase II-specific; protein dimerization activity
Source: RefSeq, a predicted model, not a curated record